This is a messenger RNA of Mugil cephalus (flathead mullet), 1969 nucleotides long. RefSeq names its product perilipin 3 (gene plin3). Gene Ontology annotation, cellular component: cytosol; lipid droplet. The record is from RefSeq and is a predicted model, not a curated record. NCBI's taxonomy places the organism in Eukaryota, Metazoa, Chordata, Actinopteri, Mugiliformes, Mugilidae. The coding region runs from base 167 to 1447 and encodes 426 amino acids. The transcript is spliced from 8 exons. Gene Ontology annotation, biological process: positive regulation of triglyceride storage; lipid storage.
UUUCCGGCAUGUGUUGCUCUGCAGCUCAACAACUGUGAGGAAACCAGCGUCGCGUCUUGCGAGCCUGCACCAGUUCACUGACCAGCAUUAACACGGCGGGUCACAGCGGGACCGAGGACCGAGGACCAGACAGGCUGCCAGAGAGAGAUUGAAUCCAGCAGUCACAAUGGCAGACAGCGGGAAGACUAAUGAGACUGGAGCCGCAGCACCAGAACCAGCUAAUGGAGACCAGCAGACUGUUGUUUCACGAGUGAGCAACUUGCCCCUGGUCAGUUCAGCCUGCGAGGCGGUUUCCAGUGCCUACAGCAGCACCAAAGACAGCGUGCCCUUGCUGAAAGGAGUGAUGGAUGUAGCAGAGAGUGGUGUCCGGACGCUGGGAGCAGCUGCCACCACAGGGUCCAAACCUCUUCUGGACAUCAUAGAACCACAGCUGUCCACGGUAAACGAGUAUGCCUUGAAAGGACUUGAUAAGGUGGAAGAAAAGCUGCCUAUUCUUCACCAGCCAGCAGACAAGGUGGUGUCGGACACCGUAGGAAUGGUGUACCAGUCCGUGGCAGGAGCCAAGGAUGCCGUGUAUGGGGCUGUGAUGGGUGGUGUCGAGCUGACCCGGGCAGCAGUCAGUGGAGGUAUCAGCACCAUCAUGGGCACCAGGAUGGGCCAGAUGGUCAGCAGUGGGAUGGGCCUGGCCCUCAGCCGUUCCGAGGACUGGGUUGACCAGAACCUACCAGUCACAGAGAGGGAGCUUGCUGCUGUGGCUGAACCUGUCUCCGGUGAGGUCACUACCACCUCAGCCAGCCCUAGCUACUUUGUCCGUUUGGGGAAACUCUCUGCCAAGGUACAGGAGCGAGCUCUACAGCAGUCUCUGGUCCGAGCGCGCCAUGCCAGGGAUACCACCUAUGCCGCGGUGGGUCAGAUUACCAGCACUCUGGACCUGCUAGAGCGCACCCGUGCCGGCGUCGGUACAGUAAGUAACCAGAUAGAAGGAGCCUCAGAGCAGCUGCUGCAGCGCUGGACAGAGUGGAAGCAGAAGCAGGAAGGAGAUGGGAAGACGGAGUCAGAGCCAGAUGGGACCAAAAAUGAAUCUGAGCAGCUGGAAUGGAGGGCCCUCUCUAUGGUGCGUGGUCUGAGUGAUCAGCUGCGAUCAGCAUGCUCCGGCGUGGUUUCAAGCGCUCAGGGUCUGCCAGGUGCAGUCCAGGACCAGCUGACCAACGCAAGGCGAGCUGCUGAAGAACUACAGUCCUCUCUAGGGAACACUAGUAACAUCACACCCCUCCUUCUGGAGCGGAGCCGUCACCAGCUGAACCAAAUUCAACAGUCCCUGGAUGGUGUCAUGGAUUAUCUACUUAACAACACACCACUCAACUGGCUGGUGGGACCUUUUACUCCACAGCUGACUGAGAAAGCAGAGGAAGAUGUGGCCAUGGAGCAGGCUGGCCCAGACAACUAGACCCCUUACUACAGUGACAGGAGACUGGUGUUGACUGUGUUGGAACCGUUUAAAUAUUCUCUAUAUCUGCUUUAAUGAAAGAUGCCUUAACUUUUAUGUAAUCAUGUUUUCCUUGUAAUGCUCUAGAAGAUGUUGACACUACAUGUAUCACGUGAAAGUUAAUGUAAUUCAUUUGCAAACACAAAAACGUAUGCCCUGUCAGAAUCUCCACAUGUGUACACUAAAUUAUUUAUAAGGUUAAACAUGAACAUAUUUUCUCGUGUCUUUGAACAUAGUGCAUUAAUGUUUAACUUUUGUUGGUAGUAUACACAACAUUCCCCAAAAUUUGCCAAACCUAUGUUGCCUCUGAACCUUUUAAGCUUUCUUGAAUUAUAUGUAGAGUCCACAGCUGUGCAUUUCAUGUUUCAUUUCAUUUGUUUUAAGGUUUUUAUUUCAGUAUUUGUUGUGUCUGAACUUUGAUGGGUUUAAAGAACUAAUGGACUGUGAGUGAGCUGAUGCGUCAAUAAAUAUUUUGGCACGGCA